AUGUGCACACCUGGAGAAACUGGACUAAUGGUCAUGUAUGCUAAUCGAUAUCAACAAAUAAAAAAACUCGGUCAAGGAAGUUUUGGUACGGCUUAUUUAGUUCACGAUACGAAAUCUAAACAUGAGAAAAAGGUUUUGAAAGCAAUAUUUAUCGGUGAUGUUUCUCCAAAUGAAUCAUUAGAUGCUGAACAUGAAGCUUCAAUAUUAGCACGUCUUCGUCAUCCAAAUAUAGUACGAUUUUAUGAUAGUUUUGUUGAUGCGUUGCAUUUUUGCAUUGUCACAGACUAUUGUGAAGAUGGUGAUCUUGACCAAUUCUUAAAAUCGUUACGUAAACAACGUAGUCGUUUACAAAUGGAUCAAGUUAUUGAUUUAUUUAUGCAACUUUUAUCAGCCAUAAAUUUUCUUCAUUCCAGAAAAAUUCUACAUCGUGACAUUAAAACUAGUAAUAUUUUUUUAAAACGAAACUGCGUUAAACUUGGUGAUUUUGGUAUAUCACGUCUAAUGAUUAAUACAUUAGAUCAAGCAUCCACAUUUAUUGGUACACCAUAUUAUAUGAGUCCGGAAACAUUAAGAUACGAUGGAUAUAAUAUGAAAUCAGAUAUUUGGUCAUUAGGUUGUGUUCUAUAUGAAUUAAGUGUUUGUAAACGUGCUUUUGAACGAUCAAAUAUUAUACAAACAAUGGAUGCAAUACUUCGAGAAUCUGCACCGGCAUUACCAGAAAGAUUUCCACUAAAAGUACAACAACUUUAUUUACAAAUGCUAUCAAAGGAUCCAGAAAAACGAAUGAAAGCAUCAGAAUUAUUGGACGAAUUUAGUAAGAUUGAAAUAAAAGCAAAUCAUAUACAAAAAAUAACUACUCAAUCUUCGACUCCUGAUCUUGAAAAAAAAGAAUCACAUCCAGCACUACUACGUUCAUUUAGUAAUGGCCCAAUUAUAAAUAAGCAUAUUCAUAAUGCAUUACAAGUUCCAUCGUCUCCAAUUCAUUCAGCAUCAUCUACGGAUUCUAUUGAUUGUUCUGAAAGCAGUUCAGCAGAAGAUAUUCAAGGUGCAGAUAAUAAUUUGGAUCCUUUUAAUGCAACAGCAAAACAAAUGAAAACUGAUUACUAUCGAAGUAAAGCGAUAGAAUUAGUUGGUUUAGAAAAUUUUACUCGUAUUCAUAAUUACUUACACACCCAACAUAAAAAACAAUCUGAAGAUCCAACUCUAACAGAUGAUAUUAUUGUGUCGGAUCUUCAUGCAUUAAGUUCCGAUUCGCAUGCAUGUACAUUAAUAAAUGAACUUGUUCUUCAUGAAUGUUUAAAUGAGCUGAACGAACGAACAGAAGCAUCUUGA
Rotaria socialis is the source of this 1332-nucleotide messenger RNA. NCBI's taxonomy places the organism in Eukaryota, Metazoa, Rotifera, Eurotatoria, Philodinida, Philodinidae. The record is from the annotation of a GenBank genome assembly.